Cladocopium goreaui is the source of this 948-nucleotide messenger RNA. The record is from the annotation of a GenBank genome assembly. Lineage: Eukaryota; Dinophyceae; Suessiales; Symbiodiniaceae.
AUGGUCAGAAUGGCUGGCGGCUUGAGGUUGCGAUUCCUCCAUGCAAGCCUUGUUUGGCUUCUCUUUGCCCAGGCAUUGGCAGCCACAAACACGCCAAGCUCCACGGCACUACAGCAGGCAAGAGAGUGCAUGCUUCUAGGUGGACAUCUCGACCUCUUUAGGGACCAUGGUGUUGAGCCGCACGUGCCACAGUGUAUCUACACGGACUGCCCCCAGGGAUCUGAAAAGAUGCUCCUCAUGCGCGAUGUGCUGUGGCGGGACUAUCCGCUCCAGCAUUUUACGCUGCAGAAGAGUUCGGAGGGCCCGCUGGUGACUCCGUACGGCGGAGUCCUACAAGCUGCCGCCAUUGACAGCGGUUACAGGUGGGACUUCUUUAUGGCUGUUCGUGUCCACACCUCUCGAAUAGACCCAGGGGACCCAAAGUACUUGGAACUGAUGGCCCUCCACCCGUCACCGCUUCUAGAGGCAACCGGGUGGAGCGAUGGGAUUCAUGUUUUUGAGAUUGUCCAGCACAAGACAUCACAAGUGCCACCAUUGAGCAGUUUGUCUUCUGCCUUCAAAAUUCGUGGCCAUGCUUGGGGUGAGGAGCCACCAACUGAUCUUCCCGAUGGAGGUUCUUCAAACCCUACUGGAUCUGGAGGUGACCCCAAAAAUUCAGGAAACAUUCUCCAAACGACUGCUCACCCUUCCAGGUCCGACAUGGAUGCCAGCACUACAGGAGUUGCGGAGGAAACAUCACCCGUCCCAGCACCUGCUGGCUGCGAGUGCCGAACUGCUUGGCUGGGUGAUGGCUUUUGUGACGAUAUCUGCAACAACGAAGUUUGCGGAUGGGAUAGAGGCGAUUGUGGACCUGUGCCAAGUCAAGCCCAGUUCUGGCCUGAUUUAAUCUCGUUUGACUCAUUUGUAUUAAUUUCUGAGAACUGUGCAAGACCCUCUGGCCGACUCUGA